Messenger RNA from Monoraphidium neglectum, 1188 nucleotides. RefSeq lists its product as hypothetical. The transcript is spliced from 8 exons. The record is from RefSeq and is a predicted model, not a curated record. The coding region runs from base 1 to 1188 and encodes 395 amino acids. NCBI's taxonomy places the organism in Eukaryota, Viridiplantae, Chlorophyta, Chlorophyceae, Sphaeropleales, Selenastraceae.
AUGCGCGGCGGCACGUGGUUGGGGGUGACAAAGGGCGGCCGCUGGGCGUUCCUCACCAAUUUCCGCGAGCCUUUGGCAGCGGGCGCUGCUCGAGGGGCGGCGGGCGGCAGCGGCAAGGCACCCCCGUCGUUCCCGCAGACGACCACGGCUCCCAGCCGUGGCGCACUGACAGCGGACUUCCUGGCAGGAGACAUGGCUCCCUUGGAGUACUUGCAGGGAAGAAAAGGCGGUCAGAUGAACCAGAACAGUCAUCAUCAUCAUCAGCAGCAACAGCCCCCGCAGCAGCAGCAGCAGCAGCAGCAGCAGCAGCAGCAGCAGCAGCAGCAGCAGCAGCAGCAGCAGCAGCAGGAGCAUCAUCAGCAGCAGCAGCCGCAUGCUGCAGCGUGCGGGCGCGUUGACCCCGCCGUCGCCGCCCUGCGCACCGACUACAUGGGCGUGAGCGUGGCGGUGGGGGACCUGCGGCGCGGCACCGCGGCCUUCUUCUGCAACCGCGAUGGCCGCCCGCCGCGGGAGCUGCAGCCCGGACUGCACGGCUUGAGCAACGGGUUCUUUGGGGAGUGGCCCAAGGUACAGAACGGCAUGCAGCAGCUGCAGCAGAUGUUGGAGGAGGCCGAUCUUGAGGGAGGCGCCAUCCCGUGGGACCGGCUGUUCAGCCGGGAGCUGAUGGCCGACACCACCACGGCAGAGCCGGGGCGCGUGCCCAUCACGGGUGUGGGGGAGGAGCUGGACCGGCUGCUGAGCGCGCGGUUUGUGACCCCCUUCGAACUACAGCCCGGCCAGCGCUAUGGCACGCGCUCACAGCUGGGCCUGGUGGUGUGGCGCGACGGCCGAGCAGAGCUGGUGGAGCGCUUCUAUUCGCCAAAUCCCUGCCCCCGCGAGGGCCAGCCACUGCCACCGCAGCAGCAGCAGCAGCAGCAGCAGCAGGAGCGGCGGCAGGAGCAGCAGCAGCAGCAAAAGCAGGAGCAGCAGCAGCAGCAGCAGCAGCAGCAGCAGCAGCAGCAGCAGCGGGAAGAAACAGAACCAGCAGCGCAGCACAGAGACACAGCGGAGGCAAUGCAGUGUUCACCACAUCGUGGCCAAGCUCAGCAACAGGACGAUGAGGAUGGCGGCGGUGGAAAGCAAAACAGCGAUGUGGACGACCGCGCUGGGCCCCUGCAGCAGGAGGAAGGGGAGGAGAAGGAUGUGUGA